Messenger RNA from Spirodela intermedia, 11566 nucleotides. NCBI's taxonomy places the organism in Eukaryota, Viridiplantae, Streptophyta, Magnoliopsida, Alismatales, Araceae. The record is from the annotation of a GenBank genome assembly.
AUGGAGAACCUGCUGAAGGACUUUGAGGUGCCUCCGAAGAAAGCGUCGGAGGAGGCGCUGCGCCGAUGGCGGAAGGCGGCGUGGGUGGUGAAGAACCCCGCCAGGAGGUAUCGCUUUGUUGCAGAUUUAGACAAACGCAGCGAGGGUGAGGCCAAGCGCCUCAAGAUCCAGGUCCGUUCUAUUUCCCUGUCUAUGGCGUCUGUCUCGCGUUCAGUCCCGUCGUGUUCUCGAUCUCCCGUCGAAUGUUCAGUGGCUGUUUCUUCUUUGAUAAGCUAUGUUUCUCUCUCCUCCGUCAUGAUUCGAUGCCGUGGAAACUCCGAAGAACUCUCUAAAUUGUCUCGUUCGGCGGGAAAUUUGUAUGCGGAAAUCUUCCGGUUAAUUUUUCUGAGGUGUCGAAGAUCAAGCGACGUCCCAAUGUCGUCUCUGUUCUCUCACUUAUGGAACCACGGAACAGUAGCUUAGAGGAAGGAAAAAAGCAGUGUUUGCUAUCUUUCUGAUCCCCAUUGGGGAAUUCGUGGCGUGACUCGAUUGAAAUGAUCGGAGGAGUUUCUUCCCCCAUCUUCAACCCCAAUGGAACGCUGUCGAGCGUCCCGGGACUCUGGUUCUCGAGACGGACGAGAUUCCAAAUCUCGAUUAGUGUAAACACGAGAAAAAUCUUGUCGGGGCCCUUGAAACCAGGGGUGGCUUUCAGUGAACGCCGAACAACCUUUAGCCUAUUCUACGAAGAACUGAGAAGGAAGCUUCUGCGAAGCUGUGUUUGAAGAUGACAUUGAGAAGGCUCUCUGGCACGCUUCUGACUGCUGUGGCCUUAUUUAUUAUGCGGUCGUCUUAUUUUCAUCUGUACUUAUAAUAUGAUACCCACGUCUCACCUUGUACUUUCCUCUACUCCGAGAGGGUGUCUAGGUCGGCACGUGUUUCCUCUUCAGGUCCUUUUCUUGGGGUUGGUUGUUGAUGACGAUGACUACCUCGAUGCCCAUUCUUGACCUGAUAUGUAGGGUGAGGGCUUCCUCCAUCUGACCUUAAGAAGUGGAUGGCAUCAAUUUCCUCGUCAUGAGAUCUCUGAGGCCACUGUAAUCAGGUUAGCGGGUUCAGAAUGGUGUUAGAUUCCUCCUUGACUUAAUGACUGUUUUUAUCAGGGCUUGGGACCCGGGGUGCAUCAGGGGAGAAAGAGAACCCUGCAAAGUUCGCAAGGCCUUUAUUGAGAGUAGCGCUUUGGGAGCUCUUAAGAGUCUUGGCGCGAGAGCCUGGUCUGUGGUUGACUGUAGUUUUCUUCGGUUGAGCUGAGGGAUCAGUUGGAGUAGGACAGCGAGCAGUUGCAUAUCUAACUUAAUAGACAUCCCGCCAGUACAAGGUUUGAGACGGGACAGACCUUAUCCGGCUUGGUGUUCUGCAUGGAAAGCGGCCAGUUUGGACUGUGCAAGCCAACGACAACCGGUUCACUAAGACGUUAAAUAUGAAACCGAUAGAGAAGAUUCCUGUGAUUCCAGGCUCGUUUGAAGUCGGGUUCCAAGUGGUGCUUUGUUUUACUCGCCUAAAAGAUAUAAAUGAGGCUUCUCACUUAACCUUGUACCAGUUGCCUUCUGGUCUUCACAGGCUAGAAACAAUCUUGAACAUUCAUAACCAGUCAGAAUCUUAUGACAACCAGUGGCCUUAUUUUUCAUUUAGGGAACAAGAUUAGUUGACAGGCUUCUGAGCUUUUUUGGCUUUAAUAUUGUUUGACACCAGGUGCAUGUGUAGAUUUGUUUCGUAUGUCCAAUUUGGGCUAGUGAGAAUCAUUCGUGCUUUCCCUGUUGGAAAUAAUUCGGAACCAGUUUGUAAAGCCUGAUUCUGGACCAUUUUUAGUUCUCUUUUGAAAUAGCUCUAGAAACUCUGCCGAAGAAAUGUUCUCUUCUUAAGCAGAAGUAAUGAUGCAAUUAUUCGUUUGUGAAGAUGUUUGUGAAGGAGGAGAUUCGUUAGCUUAGUGUGGAUUUCAGUCUCAUAUCUGACCAUAUACGUAUAAUAUGGAGUCAUGUAAAAUAUUUUUUUUUACAUUCCCUCACGUCUGUGGUGCUUUCUACAGGAAAGGCUUCGAGUUUGUCUCUAUGUUCACAAGGCAGCUCUCACUUUUAUAGAUGGUAUGACCCCCCCUAAGUUGAUGUUUUCCUUAAGGCAAAUAAUAUGCUUGCACAUCUUGUAACUGUUCUUUUAUCUCUCCUGUUCAGCUGUUCCAUCUGGAAGAGAAGAGUACACUCUUCCGGAAGAGUUCAAAAGAGCUCGAUUUCUUAUUCAUCCAGAUGAACUAGCAUCAGUUGUAGGCCAGCAUGAUUUCAGAAGGCUGAAGACUCAUGGCCAUCUGGAUGGGAUAUGCAAACAAAUUCGCUCAUCACUUAGCGAGGGAAUCAUCACAGAUGAUUUAUCUGUCAGACAACAAUUGUUUGGCUUCAACAAAUAUGAGGAAAAACCAUCCAGAACCUUAUUUAUGUUUUUUAUUGAUGCAUUACGUGACUUGACGCUAAUCAUUCUCAUUAUCUGUGCUGUUGUUUCUAUCACGGUUGGACUUGCUACUGACGGAUGGCCCGAAGGUUUGUAUGAUGGGUUGGGAAUCGUACUUUGUAUUCUCUUGGUUAUCAUAGUUACUGCCGUCAGUGACUAUAAACAAUCAUUGCAAUUUAGAGAUUUAGACAACGAAAAGAAGAAGAUUCUUGUUCAGGUUACACGAGAUGGUUACCGACAGACAAUCUUCAUUCAUGACUUGGUUGUUGGGGACGUUGUUCAUCUAUCAAUAGGAGAUCAAGUACCAGCUGAUGGGCUAUUUAUAUCUGGUUACAGUCUGUCAGUAGAUGAAUCAAGCUUGACUGGUGAGAGUGAGCCUGUGAAUGUAUCUACAGAGAAACCAUUUCUACUGGCAGGGACCAAAGUACAGGAUGGAUCUGCCAAGAUGUUGGUGACAUCUGUUGGUAUGAAGACUGAAUGGGGAAGACUAACUGAAACUUUGAAUCAGGGAGGGGAAGAUGAGACCCCUUUGCAAGUUAAGUUGAAUGGCGUUGCGACCAUUAUUGGGAAAAUUGGUCUGGGUUUUGCCAUUUUGACAUUUUUAGUCCUGUUGGCUAGAUUUCUUAUAGGAAAAGCAGUUCACGGUGGUAUCUUACACUGGUCAUUCAAUGAUGCUCUGUCAAUACUAAAUUAUUUUUCCAUUUCAGUGACGAUAAUAGUUGUUGCUGUUCCUGAAGGUUUGCCUUUGGCUGUGACACUCAGCCUUGCAUUUGCAAUGAAAAAAUUAAUGAAUGACAAGGCUCUUGUGCGCCAUCUUUCUGCAUGUGAGACAAUGGGAUCUGCUAGUAGUAUAUGCACUGAUAAAACUGGAACCCUAACUACUAAUCACAUGGUAGUAAAUAAAAUAUGGAUUUGUGACGUAAUAAAGUCUUCAAUGGAUGUUUGUAAAGAUUUGAGUUCUGUGAUGUCUGAAACUGUUUUGAAUAUUCUUAUCCAGUGCAUAUUUCAAAACACUUCUUCAGAGGUAUGUAGAAGCAAAGAAGGUAAAAUGACCAUUUUAGGUUCUCCUACUGAGAAAGCGUUGAUGGAAUUUGCCUUGAAUUUGGGUGGUGACUUCGAUGCACGAUUCCAGGGAUGUGAGAUUAUCAAGGUUGAGCCCUUCAAUUCAGUUAAGAAAAAGAUGUUUGUCCUUGUGUCUCUGAAAGAGGGAGGUUUUCGAGCAUUCUGCAAAGGUGCAUCUGAAACUGUCUUGCAAAUGUGUGACAGGUUUGCUGAUAAUGCCGGCAAUUGUGUGCCUUUGUCAGAAAACAAAGCCAAUGAAAUAAUGGACGUUGUUAAUAGUUUUGCUUGUGGAGCUCUGAGGACGCUAUGCAUAGCCUUCAAGGACAUAGAAAGAACCACUAAAGAUGAUGAUAUUCCUGCUAAUGGAUAUACCUUGGUGGCAGUUUUUGGCAUUAAAGAUCCAGUACGGCCUGGUGUGAAGGAAGCCGUUGAAACUUGCAUUUCUGCUGGUAUUACUGUGAGGAUGGUGACUGGAGACAAUAUUAAUACUGCAAAGGCUAUUGCUAAAGAAUGUGGCAUCCUAACGGAUGGCGGUUUGGCUAUAGAAGGUCCAGUUUUUCGUGAAAAGAGCGCUGCGGACAUGGAAGAGCUGAUUCCUAAAAUUCAGGUUGCAUUCUACUACUCUGCAUACCUGGUAACAAUGAACCUGUGAGUCUAAACAAUUAAUUCUGUAUCUGCUUCAGGUCAUGGCACGUUCUUCACCUACAGACAAGCAUUUGCUAGUCAAUCAUUUAAGGAAAAUGUAUGGGGAAGUUGUAGCUGUGACAGGAGAUGGAACGAACGAUGCACCUGCAUUGCAUGAAGCAGACAUUGGGCUGGCUAUGGGUACAGGAACUGAGGUGCGCUUCUCUACAGUAUGCGUAUUGAUUAGAAAUUCCUUCUAAAUAAUCCUAUUUUGCUUUGGAAGUUAUGUGGAUGACCUAUGGGAAAAUUCUUAGGGGGUUAUUCUCUGGAAGUGAUAUCUGCUAUUUGGAGAAAGGUAGAUGAAUUUUAGGCGAUUCCAUUUCCUCAUGGCAGUGUAUAAAAUUUGGAAGUUUUAAACAAGUCCAUGCCAAUUUUUUUCCUCAACAAUUCAAAAAAAUCAGGAUGUAAAUCCUGGUUUAUGCUUAUUAACAUCAUAGAUGUUGCAUUUUGCAUAUGUAGUAUGCAGAAUGGUAUUUAGUGCUAAACGGUUAAUCAUGGUUUGUAGUGUCUAUUUUUUCCCUGAAUUCGAUGCAUUAUAGCUUCUUGUUCUAGAAGAUAGCCUAUGACACUUUAAUCUGAGAAAGGAAUCUAUGGAUUUCACAGGGAUAGACGAUUUUAGUCAUACAUAGCUUGUACUCCCUAACGUUUUUGUUCUAACUGAACCUGCUUCAAUGCUUCACUUGUCAUGACCGUUUAAAGUAAGAUGUACACCUUUGGUGAAGCAAAAAAAUCCAAAAUGGGGGGGCAUGAUGCUGGAGAUUGGAUAACUCUCAUCCUGAUCAAAAUCAAUGCUUACCCAAUCCGAGUCUGUGGAUUUUGAACUUAGUUUAUGAUUCAUCUUAACCUCAUUUCUUUUAUUUAGUCUUUUCAGCAACUUUGACUAAUUCAGCAUAUUUUGCUUGUUUCUUUGCAAUCUCUGUGCUUUUCAUAGUCUCCCUCAUGGUAGUAGGUGACACCUCUUUUCACUUGCUUAAUAGAUUACUGAACAAAGUUAUGAUAUAAUGACUCAUGAAUCUCGAUAGUCAAUUGGUAUAUGCAGGCUAUGCCCUGUUUUAUGUAAACAUUUACUCAAGUAAAAUUUGCAUGUCUUUUCUUACUCCCUCCCUCAACAUCAUUUUCUAAUCCUCUGUUGUAGUAAUUGUAAUGAUACAAAAUCCAGCAGUUUCGUCCUCCAUGUAGCCAAGUUUUGUUUUUCAGAUCCUUUGGAUCCCAAGUCUUACAUUAGGCGCUUUUUCCCUCUCCAGUGAUAUAUCCUUUGCUCUCAUUUUUCUUCAUUUCGUGUGAACUCUGAAAAUGAUCUUCACUCAUCGCCUAUGAUCUUCAUGGUUGAAAAGGAGUCAUUUUUCAUAGGUGUGUGACAACAAAAUAAAAACUUGAUUGGUCAUGAUUGGGUUUAGUAAGGCUUUACUGAACUUUAUUACCAUUUUUGGUAAAAGUGCAUGAUACAAAAAUUAUGCAUGAUUUUCCAAACUAAUAGGAAAUUUCAUAAUUCCUCAUUACGCCACUGUCUGUUUUAAUAGGAUCCAACAACGUCUUUGAACAAUACAUGCGAUAACAAUGAUAGUCAUUUUUAUGUUUGUAAGUGUCGUCCAGAGUUCUCUCCACAUUCAUCAUGAUUGCUGUCAGAACUACAUUUUCACGGUGGUGAUGUCUUCACUGAUAAAGAAACAUUUUUGACAUCAAUACCGAAAUUUGAUUGUACUGGUUUCUUGAGUACAUGAUUAUAUUUCACAUUAGAUUUUUUCUAGCCUCUUUGAUAUCAAUAUUGGCGGACUUCGAAGGUGAAGAUAUAUUUUUUUCUUGUGAAAUAAAAUAUGUUGUUGAUGUUUGAUCAGCUUACAUUGAAUAAUAAAUUUUAAUAAAAUGUACCAAUAUUUUUCGUUUUAUGCUGAAUUUUAAGCAUAUUUGCAUUGUUAUAAAGGCAGCAUCCCCUCUUAUACUGCCUUGUUGUAUAUGCCAAGGAAAAGCAUGAUAUUCUUUAUAUUUUCCAAUGAUAUUUCUAUCAAUCCAAAAGGUCAUUUCUCUGUAUAAUGUGUCUUAAGUACCUUCUAUGUUUUGUUCUUGUAUGCAACCAAUCACUGUACUCCUAGGAAGCCUUUUCCCUUGGUGAUGCCCCGGUAAUAUUUAAUGAUACCUCGAGGACCGUCAAAAAACUAUUGUAAAUUAGUGCUAGCCAGUGCAUACGCCAUGCUGUUUUUUAUCCUUGUGAAGCUCCAAACUUCUGAGGACUCCAGUGUUUUCACAAGGACAACAGUAGACUGACUACUUGCCGAUAAAUGCUGAAAAAUAAAACAUUGACCAUGAUUCUGAGGAAUGGACUGAAUUCUUGGAAUAAAAAAUAGUUACUUUGGGCUGGAUUAAAACACUCCAUCUGGCUAUCUGAGAUGCCCUCCCGUAGUAGGAAUGCUUCUGCACUACCAGAUAUGGCCAAGAUGGGAAAGUUUGGUGAACAAACCUUCUAAUAGGAUGCCCGGUAGGGGCUGGAUGUGUUACCUCAAGAGGCAUGCGCAGGACAAAUGAAAGCUGGGUCAGGGCUAUUCCCAUGCAAGGUGUGAUGCAAAAGGGUAUGCCACGGUCUGUAAGCCUUAUUGGUGAACGUAAUAUGAAGUGAGAGCCUGUGAGGGCAUUACCACAAAGAUUGGGGCAGCUUUGAAGGUUUCACAGUGCUUUGGCGUUGUGGUGUAUGAUAUAUUUGAUGGACUUGUAGAAAAGAGCCUCGCAUCCAGUGGGGCUGCUCUGCACAAUGAUGAUGGGCACAAGGGCAAGCUAAGCACUGCUACUUGAGUUGAUGGAGGGUGCUGGACCUUUGAAUCCUUUUCUAGGGAGAAAUUGCAAUUGGGGAGGAAUAUUUAAAAUCUACUGUUAAUGACAAUGACUUUCUUGAUUUGAAUUCAAGCAUUGAUCCCUUCUCUAGGGAGCAUUUCUCGUGGUUUUAGUGUGAAUCUCAAUGCCCUAACGACAUUUGAGAUUGUGGAUCUUAAGUCUUUGGAACACAUUGGUGCAUUUGGGCCAUCAUUGGAGGUUAUGUGUGUGGAAAAAUUCCUGGUCAUGGUUAAUACCUUGUGAGAAGGUGACAUCAGAACAAGAAAGUUGUAACACUUUUCAUAGUAUUUGAUCAUCUGAAUCAAAUGUGGAGCUCAAUAAAGCAUAAUAUCAGAGUCGUAACUUCUGCAUUUUAUGUCCAUGGGAGACAAUAGUUACAUAUCAAGCCAUAAUAAUGCUCUUAUGGAAGCCUUGUAGAUAUCAAAAGAUGUACAAUGUAUGCAGGGAUAUUCAUCAGUCUGUUGCCUGUUCAGUCCUUUUCUUUAAUAGGCUUCCUUGGUCGCUCAUCCAGAUGUGGAAUGAAUUCGUUCAUAUUAUGGGCCUUUUCAUUAUGGUUUCUUGUUAUAUUCUAUCAAUCUUCCAUUAUUCCUUUACUCUUUCUGUGUGCGCUUCACUUCCUUGUCAGCCAUUGACCUCAACCCAUCGUCAAGCAAACCUCACUGAUGCCAGGGUUUUCACAUAAAUUUAUUAAAUAUCAGUCCUCUUGGAAAUUUUACUCCUGAACGUAUACUACGCAAUUAAACAUAACAUUUAAAGUAACAAGAGUUUAAGAGGGCUGGAAAAAAAGUAUCAAUAUGAGCACCAACGGUUUUGGACAUAUUCCUGAAUCAUUUCUGCCUCAUCCUAUCUUGUUUCUUUGUAUGUAAUUGGAAUGUGUAUGGUUGCAGAAGGGCCUGUCUGAGCGCAUCAGAUCACUAGCUGCACUUUGCCCUUUGCGUUAAUUGGGACUAUGGCUAGCCAGUAGGCUACUCCUAGCUGCUGGUUUCUGUGGUAUCGUGUUUUAUCUCAGCCGGUUGGUUGCAGCAUGACAGUUAUAACAUUUGGACAGGCCUUUGUAAACGGUUUCAUCAGGAAGUAUCGUCUGAGCUUUUGGUAAAGCUGCUAGAAAUCUGUUGAAAAUAACUGUAUGACACAAGUUUGUGCAUUAAAAUGCUUCGUUGAAUGGAUUAAGUGAGACCCAGCAAAUCAUAAAUGGCAUACAUAAGAAACCAUUCAUCAAGAACUCCUUCCACAUUGCUUGAACAGGGAAUGUUUUACCCUUUACAUUCUAGACUAUUUUUUCAAGCUGGAAGUAAGGACGCAUAAAAUCUACUCAAAUUUUAAAGUAAAAAAUGGGAAAUAACUGUAUUCCAAUCACACUACCAUAUUAGCUGAAUCCUUAUAAACUGAAAAGGGUACUCUCUUGAAAUUGAUUUUGAUAUCCUACAGUCUCGUCUAACAAAAUAAAUGUAUAAUAUUUCUGUUUGUUCGGGAUAAUGCUUUGGGUGAGAUGAACACCAAUGUAAACUUUCAGUGAACUGAAAAGAUAAUACAUAUUGUUAAUGUUAUCAUACCCCACACCAAAAUUAAAAUGCCCCUGGAUCGGUCAUAUGGUUGACUGGGUCAUGUUGAGGAGGUUAUACUAGGAUACAAAUCCGAAUUAUGGUCAUUUCAUAUUCAUUGAAGAAAUGAGACGGGCCAUUUAUCUGGACUAGUGCCAAACAGCUGAAAUAACUUUCAUAAAACUUCCCCAUAGUGCCUCAAAUAAACAAAACUUUAUGUGAGCUGCCUUAAUGAGUCUUUCUCGCGUUGAUGUUUACACUCUUUUAUCUGCUUCUGAAUAUAUUAUAUGUUUAAGCAACUUAAUAUUCUCGUUGGGAAGAAACAUUGACCUCUUAUGGGGUAUGAUGUUCUCUUCAGUAUUAUUAUUAAUUAAAUUUCAUGUUCGUGUAAUGGAACUUGCUUUCUUUUAUAUAUUUGAUUUUCUAUUCUUCUCUCUCGAACCUGGUCUCACAUUUGGAUAGUAUUUCUCUUCAGUUUGUUUCACUCUUAUAGUUCGAAUUAUUUUGCAGGUAGCUAAAGAAAAUGCUGACGUAAUCGUCAUGGAUGACAAUUUUACAACAAUAAUCAAUGUAGCUAAAUGGGGUCGUGCAGUUUACAGAAACAUCCAAAAAUUUGUGCAGUUCCAGCUUACUGUUAACAUAGUUGCAUUGAUUCUCAAUUUUGUCUCAGCAUGUGUAACAGGUAACGGUAACAAAUGGCUUGUACGUAGUGUCAUUUUUUUGUAUGGUGACUUUGUUUCUAAUGGUAAUUUUUAUAAACUCCAGGAACUACUCCUCUCACAGCUGUUCAGCUUUUGUGGGUCAACAUGAUUAUGGAUACUCUGGGUGCUUUGGCACUGGCAACAGAGCCGCCAAACGAAGAAAUGAUGAGAAAACCACCAGUUAAACGAGGUGCAGAUUUUAUUACGAAGAUUAUGUGGAGAAACAUAUUGGGCCAGGUUGUGUACCAGCUAGUUGUUCUUGGAGUUUUAAUGUUUGAUGGGAAGCGACUGCUUAAUAUAAGUGGUUCAGAUGCAAGUUCUAUUCUGAACACAUUCAUAUUCAAUACCUUUGUGUUUUGCCAGGUAAACUUUUGGGUAAAUGCUCAUGGUUAAUGUGUAUUUUCGCGUUAAUAUUCUCUCUUUAACUCCGUAGUUCCUUUUUUUGUGGUCAUGUUGACUGUUGACUAGCCACUUAUUUAUUUUAUUAUUGGUCUGGGGAUAGUCUGAUUCAAUUCAGGGGGACUGACGGGGUCUGGUCUCUUAUGUACUUAAAUAAUUUCUUACGAAAGGUAUAUCUGGAAGGAAAUUAGCUAAUCUCACUAGGGUAUCUCCGGUGGCUACUUGAAACCAUGUACAGAUACCAGGUGAGUUACCCGUGCUCUAUAGUCCAAAACUAAGCUUUCAUGGUUGACUGAGAUCCUAAGCUCAUACUUUUGCUUUGAUGACAAACCAUAUUGCUGUAAGCGGGAUCUAGAGGCUUUAAUUCACUGAGGAAUUUGUUGCCCCAACAAGUGUCAUAUAAAUAGUCUUAGAGUUAUCUUAAUGAGUUGAAGGAGAUCGACAAUCAACAUCCCUGACGGACUCAAUGGAAAAAUGCAGCAUACUGAUUAAUCUUUCUUCAGGAUUUAUUGUAUGCAAUGAAUCAGCUCUUUCAAUUGGCAUGCCCCUUGGAAGGAUCAUAUGGAGGAAGAAAAACAAAUUUUUAGGUACAUUAUUAGAGAUGUGAGUAAAUGAAAAAUAUCAGUUUGGGGUGUGGGUAUUGUGCACCUGAUUUGCAUGACGUAUUGAGUUAUGGCCAGACUGUAAACUUGGUGGCCUGAUAACCAGAAAAAAGUGAGGGAGGUUAUAUUGUCUGACUUUCAGUGUGCUAGUCCUGCGAGAAACAGAAAAUUCCACCAUGGUAAAGCAGAAAAGGAGAAUACAGAGGACUCCAGUAUUGCAACAUGGGAGAUCUGAUAUCAUCAGUAUAAGAUGAACUGUUUGGGAGAUAACAGUAAUUUCCUUUCCUGGCUGCAUGCUCUCUCUGCUCCCUUGUUUUCUUCCCUAGAAGAUGGUGCACAUACCUCGUAUAGGGAAAAUAUCAGUCCACAUUCCUUGAACCAAUUCCUGUGGUUAACCUUUGGUUACAAGCUAAUCCAAUAACAGGAUCCGACUGCUAGCUCUAGAUGAAGAUGAAGUUCACCCUUGAAGAUUCUUCAUUGCUUGGUUAUUCUAUUGUCUUGGUUCAUCUAGCAGUGAGUGAUGCAGCCAGAUGGUUGAAGAAAUUUUAUCUAAGUUAUAUGCUUAGCUGUCCUAAUUUAUUUUAUUUUAGAAGAGAAUAACAUUUUAGUAAUGGUUUGUACUAGCAGUUAUCUAUAUAGUGGAGGGUCAACAUUUCAAGCUGUCCAUUAAGAGGCAAGUGAGUUAAGAGUCAGUUCGAGUAGGCCUCUUUCUCUUCUGAUAUAAAAGAGACAGGAUUGCGAUGAAGGGAGUGCUUUUUACGAUACUUUUGACUAGUAAUUUCUCUUUAUUCCAUCCUCGUCCUCUCUCCAUUCCAAAAUCUGGGUCACAUCAAUGAGCUACUAAGAUUUGUUUUUAUUAUAAUUCGUGGUAGUCAAAUUUUCAUUCAUUCAUUUACUGUAUUUAUUCUUUUAUUUCCUUCUUUUGAUUCAUUGUCUCACUAAUGUCUUCUCACCUUGUGAUCACAUCCACCAGGUCUUUAACGAAAUAAAUAGUCUCGAAAUGGAAAGCAUUAACGUUUUCCCCGGAAUCUUCCGCAGCUGGAUGUUUGUGGCUAUUAUUUCUUCCACAGUUGUAUUUCAAGUGAUAAUAGUGGAAUUUCUGGGCACUCUGGCAAGCACAGUACCUUUGAGUUGGCAAUUAUGGUUAGUUAGCGUUCUUAUCGGAUCUGUAAGUAUGAUCGCCGCAGUUAUCCUAAAAUGCAUCCCGGUUGAACGAGGAAAUCGUUCACUCGGUGAUGGGAAUGGCUAUCAACCCCUUCCCACCGGUCCAGAAGGAGUUUGA